GAUACCAUAGGAACAUGUGGUUGGAAGACUGUUGCUGUGGGAAAAAUUUUAGUUUUCUGAAAUACACGCGCUUGAACAUUUUCUUCUUUUCCCAGGUCAUAGAAACGUUGUCUCGACUUUCUCGCACACCUACAGCCUUGGCCACAGGAAUCAGGCCCUUCCCAACAGAAGAAAGUGUUAAUGACGAAGACAUCUACAAAGGCCUUCCUGACUUAAUAGAUGAGACCCGUGUGGAAGAUGAAGAAGACCUCUAUGACUGCGUCUAUGGGGAAGAUGAAGGUGGAGAAGUCUAUGAGGAUUUAAUGAAAGCAGAGGAAGCUCAUCAAUCUAAAUGUCCAGAAAAUGAUAUUAGAAGUUGUUGCCUAGCAGAAAUUAAGCAGACAGAAGAAAAAUAUACAGAAACUUUGGAGUCAAUAGAAAAAUAUUUCAUGGCACCACUGAAAAGGUUUCUGACUGCAACGGAAUUUGAUUCAGUCUUCAUCAACAUUCCUGAACUUGUAAAAGUUCAUCGGAACUUAAUGCAAGAGAUUCAUGAUUCCAUUGUAAAUAAGAAUGACCAGAACUUGUAUCAAGUUUUCAUUAACUACAAGGAAAGAUUGGUUAUUUAUGGGCAGUACUGCAGUGGAGUGGAGUUGGCCAUCUCUAAUUUAGACUACAUUUCUAAGACAAAGGAAGAUGUCAAAUUGAAAUUAGAGGAAUGUUCCAAAAGAGCAAAUAAUGGAAAAUUUACUCUUCGAGAUUUGCUUGUGGUUCCCAUGCAACGUGUUUUAAAGUAUCACCUCCUUCUCCAGGAACUGGUCAAACAUACCCUUGAUCCUGUUGAGAAGGCAAACCUGAAACUGGCUCUUGAUGCAAUGAAGGACUUGGCACAAUAUGUGAAUGAAGUGAAAAGAGAUAAUGAGACCCUUCGUGAAAUUAAGCAGUUUCAGCUAUCUAUAGAAAAUUUGGUAUGUAAUUAUCCUUCUAUCCAGCUUUCCCUCACCCCCAAGUUAGGGGAAAUUCAUUCUUGAAGAAAAGAUAGAUUACCUUCAAGUUUCUGCUGUUGAAGAUUUUUCUCCUGAUUCUUCUUUUUGACAGCAUUCAUACUGAUACCCUGUAGCACCUAUGAGUCAUCAUCGUCCCAGAACUUCUGGCC
Molecule: messenger RNA, 1135 nt
Organism: Castor canadensis (American beaver)
Lineage: Eukaryota; Metazoa; Chordata; Mammalia; Rodentia; Castoridae
Source: RefSeq, a predicted model, not a curated record